AAAUUAUCAAGUGUCAAUCGCAAACAUGGCUGCUCCGCAGUAUUCGAAAUUCCAGAGCUCUCUUCCCGAUGAGUUUGACAUCAUUGUCUGUGGUGGUGGGAGUUGUGGUUGUGUCGUGGCUGGACGCCUCGCGAACCUGGACCAUAACCUGAAGGUUCUGUUGAUUGAGGGUGGCGAGAACAACCUCAACAACCCCUGGGUCUUCCGUCCCGGCAUCUUUGCACGAAAUAUGAAGCUAGAUUCAAAGACGGCUACGUUCUACGAAUCUCGGCCUUCCAAACACCUCGCUGGCCGCAAAGCUGUGGUACCAGUAGCACACGUCCUGGGGGGUGGAUCAUCUAUCAACUUCAUGAUGUAUACUAGGGCCUCGGCCUCCGACUACGAUGAUUUCCAAGCCAAGGGAUGGACUACCAAAGAGCUCCUGCCUCUUAUGCGAAAGCAUGAGACAUAUCAGCGAGCCGGCCACAACAAGGACAUUCACGGAGACUCGGGUCCAAUCAAGGUUUCAUUUGGCAACUAUCAGUACCCGAUCAAGGAGGACUUCCUCCGCGCAGCCGAGACUCAGGGAAUCCCUAGAGUCGAUGAUCUUCAGGAUCUUGAGACUGCCCAUGGCGCUGAGCAGUGGCUGAAGUGGAUCAACCGCGACACUGGCCGUCGAAGUGAUUCCGCGCACGCCUAUAUCCACUCUACUCGUGCAGUGCACAGCAACUUGUACCUUGCCACUAGCACCAAGGUCGACAAGGUCAUUCUUGAGAAUGGCCGGGCUGUCGGAGUUCAAGUUGUUCCAACCAAGCCCCUCGGCGGAGGUCCACCCCAGACGCGCACAUUCCGCGCUCGCAAGCAAAUUGUUGUGUCUGGAGGAACUCUCUCCUCUCCCCUGAUUCUCCAGCGAUCUGGUAUCGGUAACCCUGAGUCUCUCAAGGCUGCUGGUGUUAACUGCCUGGUCAACUUGCCCGGUGUUGGCAAGAACUUCCAGGACCACUACCUUCACUUCUCCGUGUAUCGAGCCAAGCCAGAGACCGAGAGUUUCGACGACUUUGUUCGUGGAGACCCUGUUGUCCAGAAGCAGGUCUUUGACGAGUGGCACCAGAAGGGAACCGGACCUCUCGCAACCAACGGCAUUGAGGCCGGCGUCAAAGUGCGCCCAACUGCUGAGGAGUUGAGGGAGUUUGAGACAUGGCCAACUCCGCAUUUCAAGGACGGAUGGAAGUCGUAUUUCGAGAACAAGCCUGACAAGCCAGUGAUGCAUUAUAGUGUCAUCGCUGGCUGGUAUGGAGACCACAUGCUGAUGCCCGCUGGUAAAUUCUUUACCAUGUUCAACUUCCUGGAGUAUCCCUUCUCUCGAGGUUUCACUCACAUCAAAUCCGCCGAUCCCUAUGAGAGCCCUGACUUUGACACCGGCUUCAUGAACGAUGAGCGAGACAUGGCCCCCAUGGUCUGGGGCUACAUCAAGGCCCGAGAGACUGCCCGCAGGAUGGACGCCUAUGCAGGUGAAGUCGAGAACAUGCACCCCUUCUUCGACUACGACUCGCCAGCUCGAGCCCACGACAUGGACCUUGAGACCACCAAGGCGUAUGCUCUUCCAGGCAACCUUUCUGCCGGAAUCACCCAUGGAAGCUGGUCAAAGAUGCUGCCAGAGGCCGAGAACAAGUGUGGAACCAACAUCCUCAACUCCAACAAGGUCAAUAGCCGCGGGGAGCUCAAGUACAGCGAGAGCGACAUCAAGGCCGUCGAGGAGUGGGUCAAGCGACACACCGAGAGCACCUGGCACAGCUUGGGCACUUGCUCCAUGGCGCCUCGGGAUGGUAACAGCAUCGUGAAGGAGGGCGUUCUUGACGAGCGUCUGAACGUCCAUGGUGUCAAGGGACUCAAGGUUGCCGAUCUCAGUAUCUGCCCCGACAACGUCGGAUGCAACACUUAUUCCACCGCUCUCCUGAUCGGUGAGAAGGCAGCUAUGCUUGUCGCCGAGGACUUGGGAUACUCUGGCGAGGCCCUGGAGAUGAAGGUCCCCACCUAUAUGGCUCCCGGAGAGUUGACGGUUCCGUUCCGCCUGUAAGGUCUCACCUUACGGAGAUGAUGGGAGAUGAGGAAGAAUGGGAUGCUAAGCAACGGGUUGGCUAUUGAGAUUGACACUGUAGCCGAGUUUUCAACUUGUACGAAGCACUGUAUUCCAGAUUGACUCACUGACCUCAAAUCAAUUUAC
Messenger RNA from Ilyonectria robusta, 2203 nucleotides. Its product is annotated as GMC oxidoreductase-domain-containing protein. The transcript has 13 exons. Gene Ontology annotation, molecular function: oxidoreductase activity, acting on CH-OH group of donors; flavin adenine dinucleotide binding. The record is from RefSeq and is a predicted model, not a curated record. Lineage: Eukaryota; Fungi; Ascomycota; Sordariomycetes; Hypocreales; Nectriaceae. Bases 26 to 2056 code for a protein of 676 amino acids.